CACACCUCCAAAAAGGACCUGUUCUCGCCUCUCUUUGCUUCCAUAUUUUUCGAUCCUGUAUAGUUGAGAGUUUUGUGAAAAGUUGGUGGUAGAAACAUUGAUGAUCAAUGCAUUUAAAAUGGUAAGCUGUCUGUGAUCCCAGCGUAUAAAUGCAAAUACAAAGUGUAUACAUGAGAAGAGGAUUUGAAGGAAGUGAAUCUAGUCGUCAAAGCUUUCUUUAGGCCUACGGAGUGUUGCUAUUUUCAAGGUCAAUAUGAGCGGCUUCCCGGGGAACCUUUCAGAUAGCCAGAAAGAGAAAUUGAGAAAGUUCAAGGAAAAUGUUUCAGACGUUCUUAAGCCAGAGCAUGACGAUGUCUUACUCUUGAAGUUCCUUAGGGCAAGAAAAUUUGACCUGAAAAGGACAGAGAAGAUGUUAAGGAUGGAUAUCAAGUGGAGAGAGGAAAAUAAGGUCAGCACCAUUCUUGAUUGGUACAAGAUCCCAGAGGUUUUCGAGAAGUACUGGUGCGGCGGAGUGUGUGGAUUGGAUAAAGAGGGUCAUGCUAUCUACAUAUCACCGGUUGGAAACUUUGAUCCUAAAGGGGUCUUAUUUUCGGCGAAGGCCAGUGACAUUCUGAAGACUUACAUCCAUUCAAUUGAAUACCAGUUCAGGAGUCACAAGUGGUUCUCUGAACAGUCUCAGAGAGGAUUGAAGCAUACUGAGGGAUCUUUGAUGAUCUUUGACAUGGAGAACCUUGGAGUACAUCAUCUAUGGAAACCGGCUAUUGAUAUGUUCAUCAAGACUGCUGUGAUUGCUGAGCAGCAUUAUCCAGAGUUGAUCUACCGUCUCUUCAUCAUCCGAGCACCCAAGAUCUUCCCGGUGACCUAUUCAUUAGUCAAGCCUUUCCUUCGUGAGGACACCAGAAAGAAAAUCCAGGUUUUGGGAAGUAAUUGGAAGGAGGUUUUGUUGAAGCAAAUAGACCCCGAUCAGCUACCGGUUUACUGGGGAGGAACCAAGACAGAUCCUGAUGGAAACGAGAUGUGUACUUCACUGAUAAGAGUGGGUGGCAAAAUUCCCAAGUCAUUCUACCUAAAGGACCGUGAACCGCCGCAUACACUGACAACGCAUGAAGUGUCAAGAGGGGGAGUCAUCGAAUUCAAGUAUGAAGUCAAGAACGCCAACAGCGUCAUGAGGUAUGAGUUUCAGACGGAUUGCAGUGACAUCAAAUUUGGGUUUGAUCUCGUGGACGCGAAGGGUAAGAAGACUGCCAUUUUGAAACUGGAGAAGUACAACAGUCACAUGGUACCUGAGAACGGAGAAAUCAUGAUCGCUGAACCUGGCACAUACGUUGCACGAUUUGACAACAGUCACAGCUGGACUAAAUCAAAGAAGCUCUCCUAUUGGCUGGAGCUAUUAGAGCCUAGUGACGUAGAACCAGAGUUUCAGGAGAUGGUGGAAGGAGCAAAUAGCAUGAACCUCAAUGAUUAACGAUUACAGGGAGUGGUUUACAAAAUGGCGACCACGUGAACUAAUGAUAUAUGGAUCUACAAAGCACUUUUCCUUAUGAUACAGUGUAUAAUAACAGCUACAUA
Strongylocentrotus purpuratus (purple sea urchin) is the source of this 1569-nucleotide messenger RNA. Its product is annotated as SEC14-like protein 2. NCBI's taxonomy places the organism in Eukaryota, Metazoa, Echinodermata, Echinoidea, Camarodonta, Strongylocentrotidae. The transcript has 12 exons. Gene Ontology annotation, cellular component: cytoplasm. The record is from RefSeq and is a predicted model, not a curated record. The coding region runs from base 254 to 1465 and encodes 403 amino acids.